Molecule: messenger RNA, 1988 nt
Organism: Ceutorhynchus assimilis (cabbage seed weevil)
Lineage: Eukaryota; Metazoa; Arthropoda; Insecta; Coleoptera; Curculionidae
Source: the annotation of a GenBank genome assembly
AUCCAAAUUCUGAAUGUUUACUAGCCGGAGAUCUUCAGGAUGAUUCGCCGGAAAAGAAAAGGCGAAAAUGCAAAAUCAUAGAAUUAGAUUCAGUAGUAAAGAUGAUGUGAGAAGCAAAAAAUCGCAUUACACAAAUGUCAGCAAUAGUAUUAGUGAUAAUGUUGAACUGUCACUAGAAGUAGAGCUCGAUGAUGAGGUUCGUAACAUAAUUAAAAAUCCAGAAAAAUGUUUAUCGGCACUAUUAGACGUUACAGUUAUUAAACCUAAAGGCCUGGACCAAUACACUAGUAAAACUCAAACUUUAAAAACAAAUCAAGUGAAGAAAUUAAUUGAAUCAGUGAAACUUGAUGAAGAUGACAAAAAAAAGUUGAUGCAUAAGUUGUUUGGCAGUGAGCAACAUACAAAAAAAAAGCCAAAAUCUUGUUUGUCAUCUAAAAGCAAAACCAAACAAUCAAAAGAAACAUUGGAACAUGGUGAUGUUUGUGAUUACGUUAAUCGAAACCAUUUUGCAAUGUAUAAUCAACAACAAAAUCCAUUACAACUCACAAAGUCCACUAUCCAGCAAAUCUACGCUGCUCCAAAAAUUCGAGCAAACAUCCGUGAAAUUUUCGAAUGUAAAAAUAAACACCGAAGAAGAGAGGACCAUGGAAAAAUGCCUGAACCUUGUCCUUGUCAAAAUUGUGCCAUUGUUGGCAUACUAACCGAUUCUCAAAAAUUACCAUUUUCCAAUAUUCCUAUACCUGCCAACCAUGUAGAGGAAAAAUUCAAUAGGGAAAAGGAGAGUAAGCUGAGGGAUUCUUUUGGCCGAAGGAAAUCUGUCAGUUUCAAGCACACAGACGAGUUACCUUCUUCGAGCGGCUCGCACGAGCAAUGUCAAGCAAUUUUCAAGAUGCUCACUGCUCGAAUUAUCGAUCUCGAACAAAGGGUCGUGAGACAAGAAGAACGAGCAGUUCCCAAAGAUUAUUUUAAGCAAAUCAUUAACAAACUGGUCAAUCAUUUGUCAAAACUAACACAUUAUACUGCCGAGGAAAGAAAUAGAAACUCAAAAUAUGUCUCAAAUAUUAGCAAUAAUGAUAAAAAUUACAAUAAAGAAGAGAGGAACAAUAAAGAAUAUCCUAGUAGCAGUAUAAAUAGACAAUACACUAAUGAAGAAAGAAAUAAAAGAUCAUCAUAUUCAGAUAAAGAUAAGCAUAAUCGUUAUAACAAAUAUCACAUUAAUCCAGUGUUAAUUGACAACAUUCCAAAGUUUAUGGCUGAAAAAGAAUAUGAACCUAGCGUAAGUUUUGUAGAAGAACCCACACGAGGAACCACUGAUAGUAUAUGGAAAUGGGGCGAAGAUAUUUGGUCAUCAGGCAGAGACCUCAAAAACAAAGUAGUACUUUUGCUUGAAGAAACCUUACAAAACUUAAAAAAAGGUUUAGGCAAAACCCCUAACACUCAAAGAGUUCAUAGUGACGAUAUUCAACUAAUUGUUGACGAACUAUCGAAAAAUCUAGCCAAAACUAUUAACAAACCAAAAAUGGAAAGAAAGUCUGCAAACCAUCUCUUAUUUCAAAACGCAAGAGAAACGCCUGGCAUCAAUGUGGCUUACGUCAAUCCUAAACUAACUCGAUGGCCCGAAGACUCGACAGUUUCUUUUAAAAUUGAAAGUGAUUAUGAAUCGCAAAGAGGAACUACCAACAUGAGUGAAGCAAAGAAAAGACAAUAUAAAAAAGAAUUUUUGAGAGUUUUGCAAAACACCAAAACAACAGACAAGUACAAGCUCUGGCAAAAUAUCUGGAAUCAGGCCUUGGAAAAUCGUCAAACCAAAAAUGAUAUCGUAACAAUCCAGAUACCAGACCCAAAGGAUUUGCUGCAUCAAAAAAUGAUCAGUUUGGAAUAUACCGUAGGCGAACUAGAACGACUGCUGAUUCAAAAUCAUAAAUGAUAACAUUUGUUUGUAAUUUUGUCCUGCUAUUAAAAAUAAAAAUGGUUUUUUGUGUAUAAUA